UUUCUCAUUUCGUUCUUUACAAACACCAGCACAUGACCAUAUUCCUACUUCUCUUCUGUUCCUCCCCUGCUCUGUUCUGAACAGAAUUCCUCUCAAUCUUCCUCUUCCAAGAAAGAAGAGAGAAGGAAAGAUACUCUCUCUCUCUCUCUCUCUCUCUCUUAAUAUAAGAAAAAACACAGUAGUUAAAGGUCAGUUUAACUACAAAGAAUGAAACUGUGCAUACAUGCAUCUAUCCCCUUUCCAUACUGAAUUCCAACAGGGUUUUGUUAAAGGAGAUGCAAUACCUACUCUGGACUAACAAAGUCUAUCUGGGCUAGCUAAGGAUAUGGAUUCAUCAAGUGAAGCUGGUGGGGGUGGUGGGUUCGCAUUAGAAGAACAUAUGGAAGCACAAAAAAUCUCAGUCUUAGAUCAUAUAAAUGGAUUUCAAUGCACAAAGGAGAAAUCAGAUAGCUUUGUUAUUGACAUGGAAAGAUUCUCUCACGGCAUAAAUAAAGAUAUCAAUACAAAUUCAAGGAUCACAUUGCAGAGGAGCCAUUCCAGAAAAGGGUCACCGCGGGGGGGCGGAGGCGGCGAGAAGAAGAUAAAUUCUAAUCUUUCUCAUCUUUCUGUUAGUGAUAGAGAUGCUAUUGUUGCUUCAGCUUCACCUAGAGGGCCUAGCACGCCAGAAAAGGCAGCGGUGGUAACGGUAGGGACGGCAGAUCAUUCCAGUAGCCCACAACUACAUCAUCAAAUCACAAUCACGACCGGAAACAUGAAUGCCACUCCAGAAAGUAGAUGCAUUAGGAGAAAUAGUUUCAAGCGGUCUUCACCUUCAUGGGUCCUUGAUCCCAAAAGGGUUCUUUUCUUCUUUGCCACUCUGUCAAGUAUGGGAACAAUGUUGCUGAUAUACCUCACUCUUUCAAUAGGGAAGCUCAAUGCAAUUGAUAAUUCCCUUGAUUGAAACCAGAAACAUUAUGCACCACGUUCUCAUAGAAGGGAGAUAAUUAGUGUAUACACUGAAUCAGAGAUGAAUGUAAUUAGUUGAUGAUGAGCAUCCUUUUUGCAAGAAUAGGCUUCUUUUCAAUGAAGCUUUGCAAUAUAGUAGAGAAGAUAAGGUGAUGGAAAACACUAAUCAACAACUUUCCAAAACCACGGAUUCUAUAUUCAGCACCCUCACUAAAAUCUUACAGGUGCAGACGAGAGUAUAUAGUGGUAUGACAUGGAGGAGGAAUCUUCUUUAAAGAAGUAUGGAAGAGAAACAUGAUGUGUUCCAUUAUGUGGUCUCUUGUGCAACCCUACACAGCCUAAUGGAGGAUCAGAUAGUUACUUUCGAUGUCUUUCAACCUUUAUUUUGGCUUUAUUUUGGCUCCCCAUGCUUUCAUUCUGUUUGCUCUUUUGGCAAAAUCCCACUUGGAUUGUUAUUUUGUUGUACAUGGCUUUCAUGUGAGUGAAACAAGAUCAAGACAGCACUCAUCCGUAAGAUUAAAGGCAAUAAGUUAAUUUAUGUGCGCA
Messenger RNA from Populus euphratica (Euphrates poplar), 1491 nucleotides. RefSeq lists its product as uncharacterized. The transcript is spliced from 5 exons. The record is from RefSeq and is a predicted model, not a curated record. The coding region runs from base 326 to 940 and encodes 204 amino acids. Lineage: Eukaryota; Viridiplantae; Streptophyta; Magnoliopsida; Malpighiales; Salicaceae.